AUGGUGCGCGUCACCCAGUCUGCAGUAGAUUACUCUGCGACACCAGAACUCUACGCACCCUCGGCAGACAGGAUAUUCAGUGAUUGCGCUACUGCAGGUCUCGCUGCUGCGAACAACCCAACGACCACACCAGUACUUACCCCAGAACUUACUUUGAACCGCAGGAUGGACACCAUUGAACAGUUCUCCUUCUCCAGGCCUGCUGCUGGGCCUGUUCCUGACUCACGCACCACGCCCUACAAUCCCAUGCCUGCUGCUGGGCCUGCUCCUGGCUCAUGCACUGCGCCCUACAAUCCCACGCCUGCUACUGGGCCUGUUCCUGGCUCACGCACCACGCCCUACAAUCCCCGACGCGCAUUUCCUGCCCCGUAA
Molecule: messenger RNA, 372 nt
Organism: Homarus americanus (American lobster)
Lineage: Eukaryota; Metazoa; Arthropoda; Malacostraca; Decapoda; Nephropidae
Exons: 2
Coding region: 1-372 (123 amino acids)
Source: RefSeq, a predicted model, not a curated record